Messenger RNA from Xenopus laevis (African clawed frog), 1752 nucleotides. RefSeq names its product acyl-CoA dehydrogenase family member 8 L homeolog (gene acad8.L). The coding region runs from base 230 to 1300 and encodes 356 amino acids. Gene Ontology annotation, cellular component: mitochondrion. Lineage: Eukaryota; Metazoa; Chordata; Amphibia; Anura; Pipidae. The record is from RefSeq and is a predicted model, not a curated record. Gene Ontology annotation, molecular function: short-chain 2-methyl fatty acyl-CoA dehydrogenase activity; acyl-CoA dehydrogenase activity; oxidoreductase activity, acting on the CH-CH group of donors. The transcript has 11 exons. Gene Ontology annotation, biological process: lipid metabolic process.
AAGCUAUAAAGAGCAGGAUGGAUUCUGACCACCAGAAAGGUUAAGCAACAAGAAACAUAAUCUAAGAGUAGAGACCAGCGUUCAUUUUAUCAGAACUGAAAACACGUUGCCUAUGCCAGGCCUUUGGAGUAAGUGUCCAAAAGGAUUUACUUGAAAUAAAUCUUCGGUUGGCCUCAGUGAAGAGCAAACAGAGUUUCAGAAAGUAGCCUUAGAUUUUGCUGCUAAAGAAAUGGCACCUCACAUGGCUUUAUGGGAUGAAAAGGAAAUAUUUCCAGUGGAGACAAUGAGAAAGGCAGCACAGCUGGGUUUUGGGGGAAUAUACACUCAGACUGAUGUUGGAGGAUCAGGGCUUUCUCGUCUAGACACAUCCAUAAUAUUUGAGGCAUUAUCAACAGGUUGUGUGAGCACUACUGCAUAUAUGAGUAUUCACAACAUGUGUGUUUGGAUGAUUGAUACAUUUGGGAAUGAAGAGCAGAGACACCGGUUUUGCCCAUCCCUCUGUAGCAUGGAUAAGUUUGCAUCAUAUUGCUUGACAGAGCCAGGUAGUGGAAGUGAUGCAGCGUCUUUGUUGACCUCUGCAAAAAGGGAUGGAGAUUGCUACGUCCUUAAUGGCUCAAAGGCAUUUAUUAGUGGUGGAGGAGACACAGAUGUCUAUGUGGUAAUGUGCCGCACAGGAGGAAGUGGAGCCCGAGGAAUCUCUUGCCUAGUGGUGGAGAAAGGGACGCCUGGCCUGAGUUUUGGCAAGAAAGAGAAGAAGGUAGGGUGGAACUCACAGCCAACUAGAGCAGUUAUCUUUGAAGACUGUGUAGUCCCUGUCAAAAACAGACUUGGAGUGGAAGGUCAAGGUUUCAGUAUUGCCAUGAAAGGCCUAAAUGGAGGAAGAAUAAACAUUGCUUCUUGUUCUCUGGGAGCUGCUCAUGCCUCAGUAUUGCUUACUCGGGAUCACCUUGCUGUGCGGAAGCAGUUUGGGGAACCUCUAGCCCAUAACCAGUACUUGCAGUUCAAACUGGCAGAUAUGGCAACACGCUUGGUCACAUCACGGCUCAUUGUACGGCAUGCAGCUGACGCCUUGCAAAAUGGUACUGGGGAUGCAGCAACUCUCUGUGCUAUGGCAAAAUUGUUUGCUACGGAUGAGUGCUUUAAGAUUUGUAAUCAAGCUUUGCAGAUGCAUGGAGGAUACGGAUACCUGAAAGAUUAUGCCGUGCAACAGUUUGUUCGAGAUAUUCGUGUCCAUCAGAUCCUUGAGGGAACUAAUGAAGUUAUGAGGAUGAUUGUGGCCAGAAGCAUUUUACAAGAAUAGCUAUGGACCAGGACACAAUUCUGCAGUGGCACAUUGACAGACCUCAGUACGACCUGAUAUCAAAGAAACCUUGUUUUUUAUUGGACCCAUAACAUUGUUCUAGCCAUUUAGCAUUACAUAGUUUAUGGGGCAUUAUCAGUGAUGUUUGAGGCACAGACACAGCCAAGGAAAUGUUUGUCUACAGAGAAAAUAAGAGAAGGAAUUUGCCCAAGAUGUGGACUAAGGAACCAGCUUGACAGACCUGAAGCAGAUGUUACAGCUGAAUAACUACUGCUUUUCCUGGAAAGCAGUGCUGCUAGUCAUUCUUCAAACUUACUGUUACUAAAGAAAAGCCUAAUGGUGCAGGUGUAUUGUUGUUCAGAUUUAUAUUCCACUUCUGCUGUCUUUGCUAAUUUAUCCUUAUUAAACAUUAUGAUUAAUGUACAAUGACAAAUUAAAUGUUUUAAAUUAUA